AUGGACACCCCGCUCACCUCUACGGCGCAGCCCCAAUGCAUGCUGCAGACCGUCGACCAGGCUUUCUACUGCGGACUCCUGUGCCAGGCGGAUGCGCAGUGCCCGAGCGGUGCAUCCUGCCGCAAGGUGGGCACGCAGGGCGUUGGCUUGUGCAUCCAUCCGCUGUCCUUCGCAGACUGGGCCCGCUUGUCCACGCGGGUGAAGCUGGCAAUAGGCUUCCCCAGCGCUCCCUCUGGGUCGCCAGCGGGGAGCAAGGGCUUCCAGGUCGCGAAGGCGUACUCCGCUCUGCAAAGCCUCAAGCGGCGAUACGCGAUAUCUGACGGCGACGCUGAUGUUUUGACUGUCAAGGAGAUGCUGGCAGCAGCAUCGCUUCCUCUUGGCUUGGCUGAGCGGGAGCAGCAAGCUUUGACCGGUCUUACCAGCAUGGUGAAGAAAGCCAUAGAGCAGGGCAACGCCAAGACCGGGCUCGUCUCCGAGGUUUCUUCGGAUCUGAAGUUCUUUGGCAACAACGUGGUUGCCGGACCGUCCGGCUGGGAGCGCGAAGCCGAGAGCGUCGUUUGGAACGUGGAGCACAUCGAGAACUACGGGGCGGCCACGGGUCUGUUGCGUGGGGUCAUCGAGUUGGGCCUCAUUUACCUCGUCUGCGGCGCCCUGUACAAGUAUCAGAUGCACGGCGCGCAAGGUCUGCAGCUGAUCCCCCACCUGGAGUUCUGGAUGGACUAUCCGACCUUAGUCGCCGAUGGCGUGCAGUACUCGAAGGUGUUGCUGUCCCAGUUCGGAGGCAAGGCAGACAGCGGUUUCGAGAGUGCGGCGCUGAGCCCCGUGUUUUCAGGCCUGACUGCACGGAAGCCUCAGCUGGAAGAUGUGGAAUGUAGAGGAGCCCCGUUCUCGAAAUAUCUCUAUCGCAAGCCACUUCGCCCCCUCAUAGGCUCCAACGGGUUCAAAGCCUCCACCACACAGCUUUCCACCGGCUCCGGCGGUCCCAAGCUGAGCAUUGGCUUUGCAAUAGGUGGCCCUUCGGGUUCCGGAAAAUCAACCUUGGCCCAAAAGCUUGCCGAGCAGCUGCAGGCCUGCGUGGUUCACCAGGACCAUUACUUCUUGAAGACUUUCGUGCGCUACAGGGACCGCGUCGACGACACCUUUGAGGGCCCGGAGAACGUGGACUGGCCUCGGCUCCGGGAGGACGUGAUGUGGCACCUCCAACAGACGGCAGUGGUUGCUGAGGGCCAUCUUCUGGCGAUGGAUAAGGAGCUGGUUUCGGCAGCAAAGCUCUGCGUGAUUCUGCGCUGCACGGCAGAGGUUUGCCGCGGCAGGCGGCUGAACCGUCGGCAUCGCCAGGAGGAGGAACUCGAGGAGCUCGGAGACUAUAUUGACAAGUUCGUUUGGCCAUCCUUCCUGCAGUACGGACAGCCUGCUUUGACGUCGCUCGAGAAGUUUUGCUGCCUGGAUGCAACUGCGGUCCCGGAGAAAGUUAGAUGA
This is a messenger RNA of Symbiodinium necroappetens, 1479 nucleotides long. The record is from the annotation of a GenBank genome assembly. NCBI's taxonomy places the organism in Eukaryota, Dinophyceae, Suessiales, Symbiodiniaceae.